AUGAGCAUCGUGGUAACGUGUUUCCCGAAUCUGUAAACUUCGCGUCUGUCAUGGAGUAAGUGACAAAUGAACGAACGUUGCAUUGACAAUCAAACUCAGUGUAUGUGUUCAGUGAAGCACAGUGCCUCUGCUUCAACUGGUCCAGUAACUUUUUCAUGACACGAGUGUUAUGAAACGUGCGAGGUGUCAAAAGUUGUCGGAAGCUGAUGGAGGUCAUCGUGAAAAGAUUUUUUUCGCGAGGAUUAGGAAAACGGUGCAGGGACCCUGUGCUGGAAAGCAUGCUAAGAAAAGUGGCGAUCGCGGAGCAAAGCAACGUUUGUCGCCGCGACGAGCGAGCUUGGAGGAUCCUCGACAGAAACGGUUCGCCAGCGACAGAGAGAGAGAGAGAGAGAGAGCGGGAUCGCAUUUGCAAAUUGCGGUGCAGUUACGUGGAGUAAGUAAAAGUGCAUGAUGGAAAACGUCCGCGCGAACGCUCGACAAGUGGGCGCAGCCUCUGAAGUGUCGUCGCCAAGAAGCUAAUCGCCGUCAUGUCGAACGAGACUAAUACGACGGACGAUUUUCUCGACUACGACAUCAACGAGUCGUUCAGCCGCUUCGACUGGGUGGAAUUGGGGCCCGUUCUCGCCGUCUACUCCCUCACGUUCAUCCUUGGAUUAGUCGGGAACGUCGUCAUCAUCGCUUCCACGCUGUGUCCGAAACUAAGACCUUUGCCAGCAACACCGACAAACGUCUUUUUAGGCGGUCUAGCAACGGCCGAUCUUUUGCUCAUAAUCUUCUGCAUUCCCGUGAAGGUCGCCAAACUGUUCUCUUACACGUGGACCAUGGGUUUGUUCCUAUGCAAGUCGGUGCAUUAUAUGCAAAGUGUGUCGGCCAUCUGUUCGGUCGUCACGUUAACUGCAAUGUCGAUUGAAAGAUAUUAUGCCAUCGUUCAUCCAAUGAGGGCGCAGUACACGUGCACGAUAAGCCAAGCUCGCAAGAUCGUGAUCAUAACCUGGGUCGCGUCCUUCCUGCUUGGUAUCCCGAUGAUCUUCACACAGACACACAAAGUGGUGGGACUGAGAGUGAUCGCCUACUGGUGCGUACGUGACUCGGAAGCUGGGCUUCUUUGGCGUGCACACGAGGUCUACAUGCUCGUGCUGGUUCUCGUGUUGCCCCUGAUAGUUAUGGCAUUUUGCUAUACGGCCAUUUGUUGGGAGAUUUGGCGCGUCAUGAAGCGUCGAUACCAUAUGACGUCUCGACACGCAUUGAAUCCGACUAAUACCGACACUGAAUCGAUACCCAUGACACAAAGGCAGAAUGCGCGGAACGGACGUCGUUCCUAUCGGGAGGACGGGCAGACAGAGGAGGAAUCUCGAACCAUGAAACAGGUGGUGAAAAUGCUGGUGGCUGUGGUGGUGUUGUUCGCCAUCUGUUGGGGUCCGAUCCUCGUGAACAACGUGCUCACCGCCUACGGUUUCUUGCCACGCACCAAAACAGGAACAAUCAAACACGUUAAUACGAUCUUUCAGCUGAUGGCUUAUUUCAACAGCUGCAUAAAUCCGAUCGUUUACGGAUUCAUGUCGAAGCACUUCAGGGAGAGCUUCCUGUCCGCGGCAUGCGGCGGUUGGUGGAUCUGCUGUCCCAGAAGAGGGUACAGAGCGCCGGUGAAGAGGCAUCCAAGCCUCAGCCAGACCAGGACCACCAGCGUCAGGUACGCAGCAACCAUAAACUCGCACACGUUUCACUCGCGCGAUCUCUUUCCGCCGUUCGUGCCUAUCCUCUUUAAAAUAACGAGAGAACACAACAGGCUCAGUCGAAGAUAUCACUGUUUUGAAUUUCAGAUUGGUAUGGAUAAAUAUGUAUGAUACCCUGAGGCGGUAGACACCGCACGCAGUCGAGUCCGUGCAACCCUUAGAGUAAUACGUGCGCCCCGUGUUUAAUUAUGAUAUUUCCGACACGAAAGACGUUUCACCGGCCGCCACGUUGGCUCGCGUGGACGCGCAGCGUGAAUGCUCUGUAAUUUUCUCCAGGAUCGAGCUUAACGUCUUAAGCGGGGUAUUGCAAUGCCAGUAAACCGGUUUAUCGGCAAACGGCGGAUAUAAGAUUUAUUCACCGGUAAAUGGCGAACGAUUUCUUGAAACGUUUUUACCGGCAACUCGUCUUCCGUUCGAAUUUAUGUCUCGUACAAUUUUUCUCGGAGGCCAAGCAUAAUUCGACGUUGGAUAUGUAUUUUUUUUUAUAAAGAAUCGACAAACCAUAUAUUGUUUACGUUUGUAAAAUAAAAGUACCAUUCGUUUUUUUUUAUGUUUAUAUCUGGAAUAAAAUUGCACGAUUGCAUGAGACAAAAUAUUUGUUGAUUGAACGUUUGAACAAUCUCUAAAUCGUUCAAAUUUCGUGUAUGACGUUCGACGUGAUCGUUUGUUUUCUCCGUGCUCGCGAUUUCUACCCUCUUUUAACACCCGGCUAUUUGAAAUACAUUAACAGUAAACAGU
This is a messenger RNA of Colletes gigas, 2471 nucleotides long. RefSeq names its product QRFP-like peptide receptor. Gene Ontology annotation, molecular function: peptide binding; neuropeptide Y receptor activity. Gene Ontology annotation, biological process: G protein-coupled receptor signaling pathway. Lineage: Eukaryota; Metazoa; Arthropoda; Insecta; Hymenoptera; Colletidae. The transcript is spliced from 10 exons. Gene Ontology annotation, cellular component: membrane. The coding region runs from base 528 to 1844 and encodes 438 amino acids. The record is from RefSeq and is a predicted model, not a curated record.